Aspergillus welwitschiae is the source of this 2364-nucleotide messenger RNA. Its product is annotated as transcription factor domain-containing protein. Gene Ontology annotation, cellular component: chromatin. NCBI's taxonomy places the organism in Eukaryota, Fungi, Ascomycota, Eurotiomycetes, Eurotiales, Aspergillaceae. Bases 1 to 2364 code for a protein of 787 amino acids. Gene Ontology annotation, molecular function: RNA polymerase II cis-regulatory region sequence-specific DNA binding; zinc ion binding; DNA-binding transcription factor activity, RNA polymerase II-specific. The record is from RefSeq and is a predicted model, not a curated record. The transcript is spliced from 7 exons. Gene Ontology annotation, biological process: DNA-templated transcription; regulation of transcription by RNA polymerase II.
AUGCGCAAUGCUCUGUGUUUUGUCUGGGUAGAGAAGGCGGAAUACAUCUUCAUGACUCAGCCUGUCUCCGUCAAGGCGAUACUUGGUAGGAUCGGUGGACGAUACGCCAGUCUCACCAACGCGCAGAAAGAAAGCCCGGGUAUGUCCUUACUGCAAGCGAUCCUUCCGUCGCCACGAGCACCUCCAAAGACAUCUCCGAAUCCCAGACGUGAUCUUCUGAAGCGCCAUCAAAGUAUUGGCCAUGCUCCGAACACCCCAUCAUCACAGCCUUUCUCGUCCUUACCUGCGGUCUACGAACCCAACAAUGUUCUAUCUAAUAAGGAUGAAACCUACUUGGGCGUGAGGCCUCCAUUAUUGGAGUCGACGGAGUCCUUAAUUACACAAGUAGGUUCAAGCGGCCGUAAUGGCCAAGUGGAAGAGGAAAGGCUUGAAGCCAAUCUACUGUUCAACCCCCAGGACCUUUCAGUUUUCCAAGACCUGGACAUGUUCAAUAACAACCUGGGACUUAACGACGACUGGUAUUUUCCAUCUGAGCCAAGCCUUGUUAGAAUAUUUCCUGGAGACUUUGCGUCUAAUAACAUGCCAACAACAUCCAUCGCCAAUCCACCCAAUGGUCAUCCUUCAGGUGCAGAACAAAUACUGAGCAAGCUUCCAACUGACAGAGAAGCUGUUGCGGAGUUCGGAGUCCUCACUUUUCCAAUACUCGUGGUUACGAAUCACCAUAGAGAACGUCUUUCCGAGACGUUGAUGCUUUGCCAUUCCACUCACGCAGCUAACAAUCUACCAUCCUGCCACUCGCUAUCAAGAUUCAUCAAUGGGUUCUUUGAUGGUUUCUAUCCCCACCUACCGAUGGUGCACAUUCCAACAUUCAAGAUCGAGGAAUGUGAACCAGAAAUGCUACUGGCUAUGUGUGCUCUCGGUGCAGAAUCUCGGCACGAGAAUCGCAAAGCAGCAUUGUUAUUUCAUGCAGCGAAGGACAUACUGCAUGCACGGGGUAAAGAGUGGGCAGAUAUUGAAAUCGCUUCAGGUGCCUCAGAAGGAAGCUCAACAUUUCCAAACCAGCGAGCCUUCAAUUCCACCGACAAAAUAAUGCAGUGUCGUAGAUAUAUGCGUGAAGCCCGGUGCGCGUUUCUCCUCGUUGCGUUUGCGACCUGGCAACGCGAGGAAAGCAUACACCGCGAGGCUUUCGAUCUCCAGAGCUUCCUGGCUAGAUGCGUUAGAGAGUCACAAUUGAAAGAGGCCGAUGAUUCUUCAGUUACCAAUGCUGACAGCUGGCAUUUGUGGAUCCAGCAAGAAACCGACAGGAGGGUAAAACUCUUCUCUUUCUCUUUUUUGACUCUUCAGUCUAUAGCAUUUGGUACACCACCAGCCAUCCUGGCCGAUGAAAUCAACGUUCGUCUCCCAUGUAGCUGCCUCGAAUGGAUUGCUCCGAACGAGCAGAAGUGGAAACACGUUCGAAGACCUGGCCAUCAGGAGCAGAUGUUGUUCCAAGAUGCUCUAUGUCACGUUAUGAAGAAUACACGAGAUACUAAUUUGAAAGGCACCCUCCCGGUUCCUUCACCGUUGUCGAACUACAUCCUAUUACACGCCAUUAUCCAGCGGAUCUUGCUCGCAUAUCACACCCUUGGCCCAUAUAAUGAUGUGAAUAACACCGUACUAAAUGGGCAAAAGGAAGUCAUGCGCAACUCUCUUUAUGCAUGGACCUCUCUUUGGCAACAAGCACCUGAAUCGAGUCUGGACCCUCGAAAUCCCAAUGGCCCUGUGACAUAUACUUCAACUGCCCUGCUGGGUGUUGCAUAUAUUCGACUUGGCCUCGAUUUAGGCUCAUAUAGAAUUCUUCAGUCUCGCGAUGCUAGAGAAAUAGCAAACCGACUGUUACAAAUACCUCGUUUGCCAUCUGGCCCUCACCUUCUCCCAGCAAUUCUACAUGCGACGCAUGCUCUCAGCAUCCCUGUCAAAUUAGGGGUAAAUUAUGUGGCUCGAAGCCAUGCGUUCGUCUGGAGCGUACAACACUCUCUUUGUGGACUGGAGUUCGCGAUCUUUCUCAGUAAAUGGCUGCUUUGUAUUGCCGACAACCAGACCCGAAGACCACUAGAUGAACAUGAAGCGCGGCUCGUAAAUUGGAUCAGCGAUAUUGUGGAAGAAGGACGAACAUCAGCAGAUGAGGAUCUGUGGUCUCGGCCUUCAGAUCUGUCCGAUUGUUCUUACCUAGGGUUUGCCGUCGUAAAGUUAUGGGCCCGUCUGAUCAAGGGAAAUGGCCAAUGGUCAUUAUUCGAGGUUGUUGGUGAUGGACUGGACCUCUAUGCCAACACUUGUGAGCAGAACCUUAUCAAUUCUCAGACAGCUAUGUCCGAGUCACGUUAA